This is a messenger RNA of Laetiporus sulphureus 93-53, 1896 nucleotides long. RefSeq lists its product as uncharacterized. The record is from RefSeq and is a predicted model, not a curated record. NCBI's taxonomy places the organism in Eukaryota, Fungi, Basidiomycota, Agaricomycetes, Polyporales, Laetiporaceae. The transcript is spliced from 6 exons. Bases 1 to 1896 code for a protein of 631 amino acids.
AUGUUCGAGCUGAGCGAAGAACUUCAAGCCAAGAAAAUUAUCGACUUUACCGAGGCCGAGCUGGUCGAGGCUCGCUUCAUGGGCGAUGGCGAGUCCCUUGGUGUGCCCGAGUCUGUCAGGUAUAUGGUCCAAAAGAUCAAGGAGCACCCCGAGUCCUUGGGCUUCGUGACGGGCUUCAUGCUGGGCUGUUUCCAGACGGCGGCGCCAAAGGACGGUACCAAGGCGCCUGACUCUCCCGCCCUGAGCGAUGCCAGUAACCUCUUCACUCGAGUCAGCGUCGCGUCGGAUGCUCUUACGCUCGUCGGCUCCAACGUCAUGACGCAGUUCGAAAUGGCCAACUACUACCACGGUCUCCUCGAGGACGACAACGAGAUCCCUCAGCCUUACUACCGCUCCAAUAUGGCGGAGGCUCCCUUCGCGCUGCCUAAAGCCGGCAACCCAUGGUUCAAGGUGCCCGUCAAGAACGUUGAAGCAGUCUUUGACGAGGUGCUCACGCCGGAGCUCUGGGCUGUCGUUGCUGUCGACGUCAUUGCAGUCUUCAAGCGCCGCGGCAUCCGCUACUCCUCCCUCAAGAUGGCGCGGUUCUCUACCCCUGACGAGGCCACCGGCAAGAGGGCUCUUGGCCCGAUCGUCGUCUGGAUCGCCACGCAUCCCGACACUACCGGUCCUGCCCAGGCCCAAGAGGCGUCCCCCGAGAUCCUCGACGUCUUCAAGGGCCAUGGUGUCCUCGGUGUUGUAGCCGAAUGGUACGAGGGCACCGUCGAGAGGCUCGAUGGUCCGCGCCUCAUGGACACCGUCGACGAGACGAACCCGACCUACAGAUACCGUCACCCGUACACUGCCGCUCUCUCCUUGCCCGUCGCUCCCAAGAUCAAGUCGAGAGACGAUGGCCAGGGCACUGUCGGCCUCUUCUUCCACGAAAACCGCGACAAGAACGGCCAGCCUAGUCCGCAUGUUCUCGCCCUCACCAACAAGCAUGUCCUCAGCGCCGAUUUCGAUGCGGACUACGAGUUCCGCGGCGCUGGCGCCCCUCGCGAAGCCGCCAUCGCCGUGUUCCUGAAGGAGGCCGCCCGCUUGGCUGACGAAGUCAAGCGAUUGAAGGCGGAGCCCAAGAGCACAGACGCGGAGAAGGCGCUCGACGACGAGGACGCCUUGGAGGAGAAGAAAGCGGCGUUGCAGAAGAUGGACAGGAGGAACACCAGGCUCCAGGUGUUCUACAAGGAAAUCAGUACCCAGUGGAAGGAUCCCGAGCUCCGCAACAUCGGCUACACCGACUACGCCCCCUCCAUUUCCGCCCGCGUCGAUGAAACGCGCUACACUCGCGACAUCGGCACGAUCCGGCUUGAUCCCAGGAAGUUCGAGGACUUCUUCAGGGGUAACCUUGUCGACUUGGGAGACAAAUAUGCUUCGCACCAACUCGACGAUCUGUUCUGGCCUAACGAUACCCAGCCGGCGUCUCGUCCCAAGUUCCCGACCAACGGCUUGCUCAGAAUCCGCGGUGUUGUCCCGCCCGAGGAGAUGGCGAAGCCCGAGUGCUAUGAUGAGUCCGACAACCCCAUUUUCGUCGUCGGCAAGGUCGGCCAAACGACCGGCUUCAGGCUGGCACGCUUUUCCGCACUCAAUGCCUACACCUGCACUCUUUCUGGAGUCGAGUCUACCGAGAUGCUCUUUUACAACCUCAACAAGUCGUCCGGCGACUUCUCCGCCAAAGGCGACUCUGGCUCCCUCAUCUUCUCCGGCGAUCGUCGCAUGGUCGCUCUCCUUCACUCUGGCGAGGUCAAAGGCUUCAACAGCCUCGUCACGUACGGCUCGCCUAUGGGGUGGGUCCUCGAGCAACUCAAAGUCAAGUAUCCGUUCGCCAACUUUAACGGCGAGACCUUCCACAUCGCCGCCUAA